This is a messenger RNA of Amoebophrya sp. A120, 909 nucleotides long. NCBI's taxonomy places the organism in Eukaryota, Dinophyceae, Syndiniales, Amoebophryaceae. The record is from the annotation of a GenBank genome assembly.
CUAAGUUGUACAGCACAGUGCGCGCCUUCUCGGUGUUCCCUUCCUCGCAGAGAGUUUCUGGCAACGUCGCGGCGCGGCGCAGCAACAAGCACAAAGUCUUCUUUGGCUCGCACCGGAGUGGUAGGGCAGUAUGGUGCUUUGCGUUCUUCGAUAGAAGUGGAAUGAUACUGACACAAUGUAUUGGGAUACGCAUACGUGAUUCUUGAUGCAGCCAGUGCGAAUUUGAAAUGACAAGCUGAUGUCUGCGGAAAUGAAACCCCAAAUGAAAUAACAGAAGCAGAGGGGAGGCAGCUAGACCACAAAGCUAAAGCAAGACGAGCGCCCGAGGAGAAGUUGAGGCCGGGGAGAACGGGUCAGAGACCAGGUAUAUUGUUUUGCGACGUUCUACAGUACUUCUAUGCUCGACUUCGAUGUGAUAGCGCAAUACUUACAUGACAUGCAUAAAGUAUACUUGAAAUUGGUGCAGCUGUUGUGGGUAGCAGUCUGAGGAUGCCGAUCAUAGGUCGCAUUUACUGAAAAAAUUUACGACAGGGUACGUGAAACACUACACCCACACUCGUCCGCAAACACUACACCCGCACGAGUUGUUAAGCCAGGAAAAGACAGGUAUACUCCUCUUUUCAUGCCACGUGGUGGCGGUACACUGCGUGCUGUGAUGCGUAGUUUCAUAUACUUUUGUGGACGAAGUCAUGAUCAUGUAUUGCUGGCAUGUUCGGGAGCAUUUUGGUACGGAGGAAGAGGAACAAAUUAUACGUGACGAAACCUGUCGCAGGUACUUAGAUACAAUGGCCGACGAGGAACGGGAGCGGAGAAUGCUGUUCGUGUCCACAGAGACAGUCAGCUUCAACUUCGAAAAGGAGAGUUACGAGUUCAGCCGUUUUCCAUUCCCGUUUUUGAUAUCGGACGUGG